GUCGCCGAAGAAAGGUGUGUUAAUGUGCAUCCUUAACGUCGGGAUUUUUGCUGUUUUUUGUUCUCUUCUUCUGUUCUUUUUUGGAAUUAUAUGAAAAAAUAUCUUUUUGGUUCCCAUUUGAAUAGAAAAUUCUAUCUCAAAGUGCAUUUUUUGAGAUUUGAAAAUUUUUAAGAUAAGAAAAAUUUAAAAAAAUCAAAUUGGAUUAAUUUUUUAAGUUUAAAACAAAAUUUAUAAAAAAAAAAAAAAUAUCGAAAAAGUAUCUACGAGUGCGUGGAAAGUAUCUUUGGUACUUAUCAGUUUUAUGAGUGAAAAAUAUUACAAAAAAAAAAAAAAAUCGAAAUAAAAUUUGAAAAAAAAAUUCAAGUGAAGCCAAAAGUUUUUAGUGGAAAAGUGAUAUAAAAAAAUUGAAAAAAAAAAAAAUAAAAUUAAAAAUACAUUAUGGAUUAAAAUCACAUUCGACAACUUCUAACCGGUCUAUGGAUAAUUUAUAUACCAUUUCCGGCUGACCACCAAUAAAAAUCAAUAACAUAUUGUGAAGAAAAUAAUAACCAAAUAAAUAAAAAAAAAAAAAAUAAAAGAUGUCUAAAAUUUGACACGAAAUCGUAAAUUUCAUUAAUUUUUUUUUUAAUUUUUUAAUUUUUUUUUGUUAAAUUUUUAAACUUUAUAAUUUUAACUCGCGACGACAAUCUUGUUAAAAAUUUUAUUUGUCAAAAAAUAAAAAAACGACGAGUUAAUAAAAAUAUAAUAUAAUAUAUUUCGAAAUAAAUCACAUUUUGGAAAUAUAAAAUAAAUGUGGGAAAUGUAUGAAGAUCAUAUUGAAUGUGAUGAGUGCGGUGGUCCAGGACCCCCACCAAAAUUUAUGAUACCACCACCACCAAGACCACCAUCAUUGGAUUAUGGUAUUAUAAAUACAAAUUGUAAUGAAGAAGAAAUGGCCCUGAAAGCAGCUGCAUCAGCACAAAGCUGGGAUAGUGAUAUGUGUGAAGCAAUACCGAUUCUGGAUGCUAGUCUAUAUAGCAGUCAAUCAUUACAGACAUCGGCGAUAAUUGCUGUAUUUUCAUUAUUAUUAGUUCUAGUCGUACUUAUAUCAUCGCUAUUUGUGUGGAAAAAUAAAAGAAAAGUUCAAAACUUUUUACCCUGCAAGACACCAACCCGUGGUCCACAUAUGAACGGUGGAUUGCCGGGUGGACAUUCGGUGACAUAUGAAGAUCCGGAUGCGCAUUUAGGACAUCGGCCGUUGGUUAUGAGACAUCAUCAUAAUGUUGAGAUGUUGCAUCAUUCAAAAGGAAUCCACUAUCCCAGCGGUUAUCCAAUGACGAGGUCACCACCAUUCCUAGUCUCAUCAUCACCCGGACCCGAUCCAUAUCGUUCCAAUGACAAUGUCUACGAAGAACUCGGUCCCGGACGUGAUUCUGACGCUGAAUCCGAGCCACCACUGCAUUCCGAUGAUGAUUUUGCCGAAGAUGAACUCUCCCUACCCGGUGAGAGAUCCUUUAACAAAUCCAUCUCUGAUACAGCAUCAACAAUACCUGUCUCAACAAUCUACCACGAACGAAUCAGUGGGUCGCAACCAAACAACAACAACAAUGGCAACGGUCAAGAACGAAAUUCCCUAUUAUCAUCUUCGUCUUCAUCCAAUACACACAAUGACACUACAACAGUGACAUCUGCUGCCACAUCAACAUCAGCCUCCUCAUCGCUAACAACAAACAAUAAUGCACCAAGUCGAACGGCUGGAAUUCUGUCAGGCGUAUUGCGGCACACAACCGGCAGACAGAACAAUAAUCGCAAAAAUAACCGCCAUAAGCAACCAACAGCGGUAGCCGUCAGUUCGAGCAUGGACGAGUUCAAUACAUCAGCGGGGUCAGAACAGUUAGUCGGCGAUAUGAUGGCUGUGCCAAUGGCACAGAAUCAUCUCUACGAUAAUAGGAAUCACAAUCUUAUGUCAUUGGCCUACAACAACAACACCUUCCACCAUCACAGUCUGAAUAACAACUUAAACAACAACAACAAUACAAACAACAUUAACAACAAUCGUGCCCAAUACUACAAUACGCUGGAGAACGAAGUCGAACGGCGUAAUCGCAUCAACAAUCAACUCCACCAUCCAGCUUCGGCGGUGGCGACAAUCUUCCGUGAACGAAACAUAGUCAAUCAUCCGAAUCGCUAUCCCCAGCCGUACUAUGCAGCCAGUAACUUGUUGAGUUCGAUGCGUUCCAGGACGAAUCCACGAAGCAUUGACCGCCGACGAAUAGUUCCUCCAAUGGAUCCCAUUGAACCGACCUACGGCUAUGCGGAACCUAUUUUCCAUGAAGGAUACCUCUACGACUCGUGUGCCCGACAGCAACAACAUCAGCUGCUGCCGAACACAGUUGGACGCAAUGCGACGGCACUGGUUGGUGGCGGUGGGCCACUAUCAUAUCCAGAAUAUAUUGCUCCAGACUAUACGAGUUCCGCAGGGAUCAUGGGCUCCUAUCGACCGAACACACAUCAGCAUCAUCAUCAUCAUGCAGCAGCAGCGACAGGACACCAUCAUCAUCAGCAGCACAGCCAUCAAUUGUACUCGAGAGGAGGAAGCAGCGUUGGCGGCGGGGGUGAUUCGAGUUUUGGCUCCGAUUCGGGAUAUAGUCAUCAUCACAGCAGCACACCGGCCUCAUCAAUUGGUCGAGGUGUGGGUGGGGGAAUUCGAGGAAGUGGUAGCAGUGGCAAUGGCAGUGGUCAGAACAAACUAACGGCUGCUUUAAAUUUUGGCUGGAAUCGACGACAGUCAAAGCAGCAGUCGCAGCAACAACAACAACAACCAUCAUCGAACCAACAACUCCCUGCCCCACAAACAUCCACCACAUCCACAUCAUCAUCAUCAUCAACAUCAACAUCAUCGUCUGCAUGUCCAAAGGACAUGAAUGUUGAUCGAAGUCCGAAUAAUAACUCGGACUCUAUCCAACAGCCAACAACAGUCCUUGCAACAACAACUACACCAACAACAACCAGCACAGACGUAGUCAACUGUAAUACAACAACAGCCAAGGCGUGAGAAGAGUUGGAAUCGAGUAAGGAGUCGAUCCAAAAUUGUAAAUAAAAAAAAAAGAGAAAAAAACCAUAGACUUAAGGAAGGAUAAUUUUUUUUUUCUUGUGAAAACGAAAAUGAGAUGUGGAGAGAAGAUAAAACAAGGACAUUUGUACAUAUUGUGAUCCUGUAAAUACAACAACACAAAAAAAAACAAACAAAGAAAAAAAUAAAGUAAAAAUGGCAAAAGUAAGCAAAAGCCUCAAUGAAA
Molecule: messenger RNA, 3278 nt
Organism: Episyrphus balteatus (marmalade hoverfly)
Lineage: Eukaryota; Metazoa; Arthropoda; Insecta; Diptera; Syrphidae
Gene: pxb
Product: probable serine/threonine-protein kinase DDB_G0282963
Exons: 5
Coding region: 791-3034 (747 amino acids)
Source: RefSeq, a predicted model, not a curated record